Messenger RNA from Cylicostephanus goldi, 720 nucleotides. The record is from the annotation of a GenBank genome assembly. NCBI's taxonomy places the organism in Eukaryota, Metazoa, Nematoda, Chromadorea, Rhabditida, Strongylidae.
UUGCAUCAUCCUUUUUCAGACACACUACUAUCUGAAGCUAUUACGGGAGCAUAUGGUCGAAGACAUUUCUUAGGAUACCCCCGAAGAGGCCUCUUUGGAGGAGGUCGUAACCGAUUUGGUGGCCAACGAGGAGGCUUUGGCAGAGGCAUGUACGGAGGACGCUCGUUAGGACAUUUUGGAGGUUUUCGUGGAAGGAAUGUCUUUUCAAGAAAUUAUGCCGGACGUCCUGGUGGUGGUUAUCUUGGAGCUACCAGAAACCCUUACCGGCCCAGUUAUGCAAACUACAACGCAGGUUUCAACCGCUAUUCUGUAACACGUUACGGUGGUGUGCGUUCCCCAGCGGGUUUCGCAGGCCGUCGUCCUGCGAGUGGUUACGGUAGAAGCCGUUUUCCCGGAGUUGGCUAUGGAGGUGCUCGGCCUACGGUGGGCUACGGUGGAAGUCAUCACCCUGCAGCAGGAUUUGGAGGAAAUCGUUAUGCUGGCCGUAAUCCUGUCGGCUUCGGUACGGGUCGAGGCAAAUUUCCGACAGCAGGGUCCGGACGAAAUCGCUACUCUCAAUUGGGCUAUCCCGGAAGCCGUCAGCUAGGAAUGGGUGUGAAUGGACGUGGAAAUCACCCUGGGAUGACCCCCGGUAAUAGCCGUUUUCCAUAUGGACGCAAUGGCCUUGAUCAAAGAAGCUCUAUGGGUUGGAACAAUCGCGGGAAGUAUGGAAUGAAGUGA